This is a messenger RNA of Talaromyces proteolyticus, 2112 nucleotides long. Its product is annotated as nitrogen assimilation transcription factor NirA. The transcript is spliced from 3 exons. Gene Ontology annotation, biological process: DNA-templated transcription; regulation of DNA-templated transcription. The record is from RefSeq and is a predicted model, not a curated record. Gene Ontology annotation, molecular function: DNA-binding transcription factor activity, RNA polymerase II-specific; zinc ion binding; DNA binding. Lineage: Eukaryota; Fungi; Ascomycota; Eurotiomycetes; Eurotiales; Trichocomaceae. Bases 1 to 2112 code for a protein of 703 amino acids.
AUGAGUCCACCACGAUCGGCCGCAACCCUCAUAAGUCGCGCCUGUCAAUUCUGCCGAGCACGCAAGAUCAAGUGCGACAACAAAAGACCCCAAUGCGGAUCCUGUGCAAAUCAUGGUCGGCAAUGCACCUAUACUACCGAGCCCCCGCGCCAGAGGCCUUCUCGUGCGUUAAUUGAUGCGGCGCAAGAAGAGACAAGGACUUUGCAGCAGGUAUUGAUCUCGUUGAAAAAUGCGAAUGAAGAAGAUCGGAAUCGCAUCUUGGAUUCAAUGAGUUUAGAGGGAGGCACUUCUUUUCCAUCUACAAUUUCUCUGGGAUCGGUUUCGACGCUACCAGUCGCUCAUGAAGUUGUGCCCGACAACAAGUUCUCUAGAAAUCCUUCCCACCACCAACCAGAGCAAAAACUCGCUACUAGCCCUAAUGAAAAAAGUCUGACAACAUUCAUAUCACGCGAUGAAACUGGGAAAAUCCGUAUCUUUGGGCCAACCUCUAACCUUCGCAUCGACAGUCCCACUAAAGAUAAAGUUACGGUCGCUUCUACGGCACCACCAGGAUCUGGAGAUGCACCAGACCGCUAUCAAUUAAUCGCGAAUGCGGCCCUACAAAGACAGAGAGAGCAUGAUCUCCGUAUGAAGGAAAAUAUAGGUGGUAUACCAUCCGAGCUUGCUAUGCAUCUUUUGGAUUUGCACUGGAAUCGUCAACAUCAUACCUAUCAUCUAACAUAUCGGCCCGCUUUCAUGCGAGAUCUCGCUGAAGGAGGUCCAUACUGCUCUGAAUUCCUCCUUAACGCAGUAUUUGGUUGUUCCAGCAAGUUCUCUGAGCGAAUAGAAGUUAGAGAGGACCCGUUGUUACAGGAAACCGCCGGAAAGAUGUUUUUCGAUCGUUGCGAUGAACUGAUAGCAGAGAAAUCGCUGCUGGAGGCCUCAAGUAUUCCAACUAUAACAGGACUACUCAUGCUCGGAGCUACUUUUAAUGCUAAAGGACGCACUUCGAAAGGUUGGCUCUACGUUGGAUAUGCCCUGCGUAUGGUUUAUGAUCUUGGACUGCACCUCGACUGUAAAGAAUUCUCAGGGAAAGCAGAAGAUGUUGAAAUUCGUCGGCGUGUGUUUUGGGGCGCAUUUAUCUGCGACAAACUACAGAGCUUAUAUUUCGGGAGGCCCUUCAUGAUUCAACUUCAGGACGCCCAGGUCUCCUGGGACUUGGCCGACACUUUUGAAGAAAACGAGAUGUGGUGUCCCUAUAUUGACCCGAAGUCUAGUAGCAUGGUAGAAUCCAAACAACAAAGGCCAAUUCGACUUUACUCAAUCACGACCUUCCAGCGGCUAUGCUCACUAUCUCGGUUAAUGACUAGUAUCGUUGACUAUUUUUACGUUGUCGGAGCGACCCCAGAAAGCUCGAGGCCAUUUUUAGACCCGACAAAUGAAAGGCUACGCUCUUGGUACCAAGAAUUGCCACUAGAAGUACGCUUUGAGCCAUGGAAUACCUCUGCAUCUGAUGAAAUGCCGGUGGCAGCACCCAAUGUGAUAGCACUCCUCACAACAUAUUAUUCGCUUGUCAUUCUUCUUCAUCGACCUUUCAUUAGAAAUGGCCAUCUCUGGGCUCUAAAUACGUUGACAACCGACUCCUGGGAACGUUGUGCCACGGCAGCCAGAAAUAUUACGAGCCUAGCCUUGGAAUACAAAUCGGCAUAUUCUUUGCGACGAGCUAAUUACAUGCUUAGUUAUGCACUUUACGUAGCAUGUACGAUUCAUGCCCGGAACCCAGCAGUUCGUGAAAGCACUAAAAAAGGGGACAUCUCUUCGCCUUUGACAGUUUGCUUGAGAUGCCUUGACGAAUUAGCUGUGCCGAACUGCGGUGUAUCUGUACCGGCCCAGAUAGUCAGGAAACUGAUGCAAGCAAACGGUAUUCCUGAUAUCUCCGUACCUAAAUCAAAUAACGAUGAGAUACUCCCUCUUGAUUUCAACUUCAACCAGCAAGUAUUUCCUGAUACAUGCAUUGACAAUUAUACCGCUAUUUCAGAAUUUCAGCCUUUUAUCGAGGACUUGGACUCGCUGUUUGGCUUUUUGCAAGAGUCUGAUCCUGCACAAUUUGAUGGUCGAUAUCAAUGCCGAUGA